This is a messenger RNA of Penicillium soppii, 1500 nucleotides long. Its product is annotated as MFS transporter. Gene Ontology annotation, biological process: transmembrane transport. The record is from RefSeq and is a predicted model, not a curated record. The transcript has 4 exons. Lineage: Eukaryota; Fungi; Ascomycota; Eurotiomycetes; Eurotiales; Aspergillaceae. The coding region runs from base 1 to 1500 and encodes 499 amino acids. Gene Ontology annotation, molecular function: transmembrane transporter activity.
AUGGCAAGUUUUAAUGAGAAGUUCAGGCCAAUUAGCGAAACUGUGCCAAAUAUUGAGUCAGCACAGAUACUCGCCGAUGCUGCGAUAAAUGAUAAAACGGCGCUUGGCUCUAACCUGGUAGACUGGGAUGGAGAAGAUGAUCCGAACAAACCAACAAAUUGGACUAGCAAAAAGAAAUGGGCAAAUGGUGGCCUUCUUGCGCUCAUGACGCUCAUCACUCCCUUGGCGUCUUCCAUGUUCGCUCCCGGUGUGGAAGAUGUAAUGAUCGAGUUCAAGUCGACAAGCCAAAUACUCGCCUCUUUCGUUGUCUCGAUAUACGUCCUUGGGUAUUGCGUUGGGCCUCUUAUUGUCGCGCCACUAUCUGAGAUAUAUGGUCGUGUCCCUGUUUACCAUGUCUCAAAUGUCCUAUUUGUCGUUUUCACAAUCGCUUGUGCCGUAAGCUCUAGUCUUUCCAUGCUGACAGUGUUCCGGUUCUUUGCUGGAGUGAUGGGUUCUACUCCAUUGUCAAUUGGAGGUGGAUCAUUUGGGGAUAUGUUCAAAGUCGAAGAAAGAGGUGCCGCAAUCGCCAUAUGGUCUAUGGGGCCACUAUUGGGACCAGUGAUUGGGCCUGUGGCGGGUGGUUUCCUAGCUCAAAGGGCUGGAUGGAGAUGGGUAUUUUGGGUAAUCACAAUCGCGGCGGGCAUCAUGACGGUGUUGAUGUUCUUCUGCCUCAGGGAGACAUAUGAAAUAGCGCUGCUCAAUCAAAAGGCUAAGCGUCUUCGCAAAGAGACGAACAAUCUUGAUCUCAGAUCCGCUCGAGACCUAGGCCUGCCACCAAAGCAGUUACUCAAGCAGGCUGCUCUCCGACCAAUGAAGCUUCUGAUCUUUUCUCCCAUCGUUCUUGCAUUGUCAAUCUAUAUCGCCUUCGUUUACGGCCUCCUCUAUCUUCUCUUCACCACUAUCACAUCUGUGUUUACCGAAGCCUAUGGCUUUUCUCAAGGCUUGUCAGGGCUUGCUUAUCUUGGCAUCGGAAUCGGAAUGAUGGUAGGCCUUGUACUGGUUGGCGGAUCGUCAGAUUUGCUCCUCAAGAAGCUAGCCGCGGCCAACAAUGGUGUCAUCAAGCCAGAAUACAGGUUACCUCCGAUGAUCGCCGCAGGGUUAAUUUUACCCAUUGGACUUUUCCUAUAUGGUUGGACCACCCAGUACCAGAUACAAUGGAUGGUUCCAAUCAUUGGAACAGCUCUUGUUGGAGUAGGGUUGAUUGGAAGUUUUAUCCCCACCUCGACAUAUCUUAUCGAUACUUUUGGAAUCCACUCAGCGUCAGCGAUUGCAGCAAAUACUGUGCUACGAUCGCUAUUCGGUGCUCUCAUCCCUCUAGCAGGACCGUCUAUGUACGAGGCACUGGGCCUGGGGUGGGGCAACUCACUCCUCGGGUUCAUUUCUCUGGCUAUGAUUCCAAUUCCAGUGCUGUUUUGGAAAUAUGGUGAGAAAUUGCGUACAAGCCAAAGCAUGAAAUUGUGA